AUGAAAUAAUUUCUCCAAUUUCAAGUGUUGUACUAAAAACCAAAAUGGUUGAAAAGAAAAAGAAAGAGAAAACAAAAACAAUAAUGGAUGUUGUCAUCUCUGUUCCGCCGUGUUAAAGAGUAAAGAGAAAAUUUGAAGCAGUGUCAAAGAAAAAAGUAAUCUUCCAAGAAAUUGGAAAACAACAAAAAGAGGAAAAGGAGAGUUGGAAGUUCCAAAUUGGAGAACAACAAACGUAAUAAUUACAGGACUUCUUCUGUAAUUCAUGGUGUGUAUUGAGGGCAUGCCCGUAUUUCCCUUCCCCUCCAUUUUACUCAACUUCAUCUUUUGUUUGUUCUUCUUCAAUUUAUCACUCACAAAUCCCUAAAAUCUUGUUCCAACUUUCACUCAACUUGCAAUAACCCCUUUAUAGUUCUAUCUGAAUCCAACCAUCGUUUCCAGUUCUUUGUCACAUUCCGUUUCCAGUUCUUUUGUGUUCAAUUUGAGGAACAACCAUGUGUGGAGGUGCUAUCAUUUCUGAUUUUAUUCCACCAUCAUGCUCUAAUCGGGUCACCGCCGAUCACCUUUGGCCGAAUUUGAAGAAACCUAAAUCAGGGAAACAUUCGUCCCCUAGGUCCCUCAGGUCGCGGAUCUUCGAUGUUGAUGAUUUUGAGGCUGAUUUCCGGGACUUCAAGGAUGAGUCUGACGUUGAAGAUGAAGAUGAUUUCUCGGAUAUUAAACCUUUCCUUUUCUCUACUCCUAAUUCCGCCUGCUCAUCCACUCGCGGAUCAAGUGCUACAAAAUCUUUGGAGUUCAAUGAGCAAGCUGAGAAGUCUGCAAAUACUAAGAGGAAGAACCAAUAUAGGGGAAUAAGGCAGCGUCCUUGGGGUAAGUGGGCUGCUGAGAUCCGAGACCCCAGGAAAGGGGCCCGUGUAUGGCUUGGUACUUUCAAUACUGCAGAAGAAGCUGCAAGAGCAUAUGAUGCUGAGGCGCGGAGAAUUCGAGGCAACAAAGCCAGGGUGAAUUUCCCUGACGAACCUUUGCCUAAUACUCAGAAGCGGAAAAACUCACAGAAAGCAAAACAACAUAUCAAGGAAAACGUGAAAGCAAACCAACAUCCAAAUCAAAACUACUCUGGAACCACUGGUUUUCUGGAAGUAAAGCCUCCAACUGAUCAAGUUGGAUACAUGGACUCAUUCCCUGCUAGUAUGGAUAGUUCUCCAUCGGACGAUAUGGUCAUGUAUUUUAACUCAGACGAGGGAAGUAACUCUAUUAGCUGUUCAGGUUUUGGAAUGGGAGAUCAUGGCGUCAAGACUCCUGAAAUCUCUUCUGUCUUCUCAGCUACUGACUCUGAGUUCACAGAGGACAUGCAUACAAGGAAGAAACAAAGGUGUAGUUCAGGGGACGCCAUAACUGCUGAAGAUGUAGGUGCUAGUGCUAAGACUCUUUCAGAAGAGCUUUCUGCCUUCGAGUCCCAGAUGAAGCUUUUUCAGAUGCCGUACCUGGACGGGAACUGGGAUGAUUCAAUGGAUGCCUUCCUUGGUGGGGGUGCGACUCAAGAUGGUGGUAACUCAUUGGACCUUUGGAGUUUUGAUGACCUCCCUGCUAUGGCUGGAGGAGUGUUUUAAGCAAAGUUUGCUUUUGCCGUCUGGUUCAUGUAAAUAAAGCUACAAUGUUAGUCAUUUUGUUCCUUAACCGCCUCUUCCCAGUUCACUUAAAUUGUUUGAAAUGCUGUUGAUCUGAUCUGUUGUUGCUGCUACGUGUAGGAAGUGGAUGUCAUCGAUGAUUGUCGUCAAUUGUUCCCAAUGCAAUUUUUUAUGCUGUAGCUAAUGGCCUAGGAUUUUCAAGUCGAUUCAGGUAGCAAUACCUGGAAAACCUUGAAUCGGGGAUACUCUUUUGUGUUAAGUCUGUAUCAACUAUAUGUUCUGUAUUGUUGUACCAUAAAAUUUGGUUGCCGUCUUUGCUAUUGAUGUUUUUUACAUCAGGAAA
This is a messenger RNA of Cucumis melo (muskmelon), 1965 nucleotides long. RefSeq names its product ethylene-responsive transcription factor RAP2-12. Bases 492 to 1604 code for a protein of 370 amino acids. Gene Ontology annotation, molecular function: DNA binding; DNA-binding transcription factor activity. Lineage: Eukaryota; Viridiplantae; Streptophyta; Magnoliopsida; Cucurbitales; Cucurbitaceae. The transcript has 2 exons. The record is from RefSeq and is a predicted model, not a curated record. Gene Ontology annotation, biological process: ethylene-activated signaling pathway; regulation of DNA-templated transcription.